Messenger RNA from Diabrotica virgifera virgifera (western corn rootworm), 1336 nucleotides. RefSeq lists its product as uncharacterized. The record is from RefSeq and is a predicted model, not a curated record. The transcript is spliced from 6 exons. NCBI's taxonomy places the organism in Eukaryota, Metazoa, Arthropoda, Insecta, Coleoptera, Chrysomelidae. The coding region runs from base 157 to 1287 and encodes 376 amino acids.
UAAUGUAUUCUGCUUCUUCUUCGAUAUUAAUCAGAGCAGCCAACAAGAUCGACAUUUACCAUAACGUUAGGAUUCAGUUAAGUUCUGAGUGGCUUAGUGUAUAGUUUGGAGGGCAGUUGUGGGCACUAACCUGAGCUACUUUAAAAUUUUUGAAAAAUGUGUGACGACGAUGUUACCGCCCUUGUCGUGGACAACGGCUCCGGUAUGUGUAAAGCUGGCUUCGCAGGAGAUGACGCGCCACGUGCUGUGUUCGCCAGUGUCGUAGGCAGACCACGAUAUAAGGGUGUAAUGGUUGGUAUGGGUCAAAAAGACUCAUACGUCGGAGACGAAGCUCAAACAAAACGCGGUGUUCUCACAGUCAAAUACCCCAUCGAACACGGCAUUAUCAGCAACUGGGACGACAUGGAAAAAAUUUGGCAUCACACCUUCUACAACGAACUAAGGAUCUCUCCAGAAAACCACCCCGUACUGCUCACCGAAGCGCCUUUAAAUCCAAAGAUCAAUCGCGAGAAGAUGACCCAAAUAAUGUUCGAAACCUUUAAUUGUCCCGCCAUGUACGUAGCUAUACAGGCUGUCCUUUCUUUGUACGCUAGCGGAAGGACAACGGGUAUCGUUAUGGAUUCCGGGGAUGGAGUAUCUCAUACAGUUCCUAUAUAUGAAGGUUAUGCGCUACCACAUGCCAUUCUGCGAAUGGAUCUGGCUGGAAGAGAUCUUACAGACUAUCUAAUGAAACUGCUCACGGAACGUGGAUAUAGCUUCACAACUUCAGCAGAACGAGAAAUUAUCAGAGAUCUCAAGGAAAAGAUAUGCUACGUAGCUCUGGACUUCGACCAAGAUCUGGCGAUAGCGCAAAAUACUACUUGUUUGGAAAAAUCCUAUGAACUGCCCGACGGACAGAUCAUUACGCUAGGAAACGAACGAUUUAGAUGUCCGGAAGCUAUGUUUCAGCCAUCUUUAAUUGGUAUGGAAAUCCCAGGAAUAGCAGAGACUACAUAUCUAUCCAUUAUGAGAUCCGAUAUGGACAUCAGGAAAGAUCUGUACGCGAAUACAGUACUCUCAGGUGGUAGUACUAUGUUUGUGGGUAUUGCGGAUAGAAUACAAAAGGAAAUAGCAGCUCUGGCGCCAGCUUCCAUGAAAAUUAAAAUCAUUGCACCUCCGGAGAGGAAAUAUUCCGUAUGGAUAGGUGGUAGCAUUUUGGCCAGUUUGACGACGUUCCAGCAGAUGUGGAUCUCCAAAUCCGAGUACGAGGAGUCUGGAUCUAUCAUUGUUCAUAGAAAAUGUUUUUAGAAUGCUUUUGUUUUGUUAUGUACUUAAAAAAAUAUAUCUUUAUUUAGUA